AUGUCCAAGAGGUUCUUUCCAAGCCUUACUAUCGUUCCAAGUGUAGAAGUGUUCGUUUGCGAGCGUGCAGCGAUGUGUUGCCAAAUUCUUAUUAGAAAGGUCCGAGAUCAAUCCGUGGCAGGAGUGAGAUUUCGCAUCCAAGGUGAGGAUCUUGGAGCAAUAGGACCCUCAUCUUCGCAGCCUGAAUGGAGGUCUCACCACGACAGCGACCGCUUGCGUAACUACACCACAUGCCAAGAUGUUCAAAUACGACUGUACAUAGAAACAAAAUAA
This is a messenger RNA of Necator americanus (New World hookworm), 273 nucleotides long. RefSeq lists its product as uncharacterized. The coding region runs from base 1 to 273 and encodes 90 amino acids. The transcript is spliced from 4 exons. The record is from RefSeq and is a predicted model, not a curated record. NCBI's taxonomy places the organism in Eukaryota, Metazoa, Nematoda, Chromadorea, Rhabditida, Ancylostomatidae.